AUGCAGCAGAACAUCGAGUCCGCCUUGACGGCCUUGGCGAAACAGCAAGCGGAGGCAUCGACAUCUUUUAGUCUGUUUUCCGCCUCAACCAACGUGUCGUCGCAGACCCAAGACAUUAUCAAUAGGGUCAGCUCCAGCAUAACCAUCCAGACGUUGCAGCAAGCUAUCCUAGCCCAGAUGACCGAUCAACAUGUCAACAUGUCUUUCACCGGCAGCACCGCCAAAAACCUCCGCAUCUCCGCCACCGUCAACGGGAUCCUCAAGGCCAUACAGAACAGCUCUAGCACCGCAACCUUGGUUAACCAGCUCGCCACUCAGAUGACCGCGGAUUCCGCUCAGACGGCCAAACCGGUCUGCUCGUCCGCGUGUUGUGGUCUCGCGUACUACGGCCAGCAAAGCGGCGGGGGCGGCGCUGGUGGAGGCGGCAUGCCCGACCCCGCAAUGAUGGCCGGGUUGAUGGGCGGCGGUGGGGCCGCGGGCGGAGCGGGGGGCGCGGCCGGGUUGCAGGCCGCGUUGAGCAACCCUGCGACGCUCAGCGCGCUCGUCAAAAUGGCGCCGAUGCACAUAGUACCUUCGCCCAAUGCCCACCCCUUGCAAAAAGAACCAAAGAAGGAACCCGGUGACCAAACGGUGCAUCAAGAAGGGUGGCGCAACCGACAAAGCCCUACGAGCGGGACGGUACUCGCAGAUUCGAACUUCAGCGAAGUGGGCCAAGCGCCUUUCGAACACGAACAGGACGAGCGCAAAAGGCCGCAAAAGCCGGGGGGCCUCGGCUACUCUCUUCUACGUAGGCACCGUGAAAAGGGGUCUCAACGGGAAAUACUGGCGGGUCAAGCGGAAAAGCAAUGGGAUGAGUUUAGACGCCAGGACCGCUUGCGCCAGGAACCACGAUGGCUACAAGGGAGCCCCGUCCGUGGACCUAAACCCACCAGCUCGGGGUUCCUGCGCGCGUUGAUACAAAUAUGCCAGGGACAGACCUACGCGGACGUCAUGGCGUUCCUGGAACGUGAGCUCCCUGCUCACAGGAGCUUCGGCGCGGUUGAGAAACCCGACGUGAUCAUAUACCAAUUGGCGAGGGAGAUACCCUCUAGGCACCUAACCCCCUUCCCCGCGGCUUGGGGUCCCGUUGAGCCCGUCAUCAACGUGUACAUCCACUUGAUUCUUGAACUCAUGCGGGCAUCAAAGGCAUCUACCCUAAGGAGGGCUAUGGUCUACUUCUGGCGCGAUAUAGGUACGGCAAUGGCCAUGCUGGGUCGGAACUGGCGCCCCCAUAUCAUGGGGCACCAGGUGUACACCUUGAGGAACGUAUCUGCGGAGCUGUCAAAGCUUUGUGCGGCAUACUAUGCAUUGGAGAAGGUGUUGGGGGCGUGA
Molecule: messenger RNA, 1371 nt
Organism: Fimicolochytrium jonesii
Lineage: Eukaryota; Fungi; Chytridiomycota; Chytridiomycetes; Spizellomycetales; Powellomycetaceae
Exons: 4
Coding region: 1-1371 (456 amino acids)
Source: RefSeq, a predicted model, not a curated record